Piliocolobus tephrosceles (Ugandan red Colobus) is the source of this 5012-nucleotide messenger RNA. It is a transcript of the gene ALDH5A1, whose product is annotated as aldehyde dehydrogenase 5 family member A1. Lineage: Eukaryota; Metazoa; Chordata; Mammalia; Primates; Cercopithecidae. Bases 192 to 1799 code for a protein of 535 amino acids. The transcript is spliced from 10 exons. The record is from RefSeq and is a predicted model, not a curated record. Gene Ontology annotation, cellular component: mitochondrion. Gene Ontology annotation, molecular function: succinate-semialdehyde dehydrogenase (NAD+) activity. Gene Ontology annotation, biological process: GABA catabolic process.
CGGCGCGGCGGUGCAGCGAGAAAGGCGCGGAGAGAGGGCGCUGCUCUGUGGCUCUGCCACCUUCCGCCAGCUCCCCGGCUUUCCCCGCGCGUCUCCGGCGCCUCCUCGCUCCUCUUGCUUCCCCGCGACCCCUGCGUUCCCGUGCGCGCGCGUCCGCUUGCCUGUUUCGUGUCGCCGUCGCUGCCCGGGCCAUGGCGACCUGCUUUUGGCUGCGGAGCUGCGGGGCCCGUCGCCUCGGGUCGACGUUUCGAGGCUGCCGCCUCCACCCCCGCGCCGGCGGCCUGGUGCCUGCCCCCGGGCCUGCGCCCGGCCCGGCCCAGCUCCGCGGCUACGCUGGGGGCCUGGCGGGCCUCUCUGCGGCGCUGCUGCGCACCGACAGCUUCGUGGGCGGCCGUUGGCUCCCGGCCGCCGCCACCUUCCCCGUGCAAGACCCGGCCAGCGGCGCUGCCCUGGGCAUGGUAGCCGAUUGCGGGGUGUCAGAGGCCCGCGCCGCCGUGCGCGCUGCCUACGAGGCUUUCUGCAGCUGGAGGGAGGUCUCGGCCAAGGAGAGGAGUUCAUUACUUCGAAAGUGGUACAAUUUAAUGAUACAAAAUAAGGAUGACCUUGCCAGAAUAAUCACAGCUGAAAGUGGAAAGCCACUGAAGGAGGCACAUGGAGAAAUUUUCUAUUCCGCCUUUUUCCUAGAGUGGUUCUCUGAGGAAGCCCGCCGUGUUUACGGAGACAUUAUCUACACCCCAGCAAAGGACAAGCGGGCCCUGGUCCUCAAGCAGCCCGUAGGCGUGGCUGCAGUCAUCACCCCGUGGAAUUUCCCCAGUGCCAUGAUCACCCGGAAGGUGGGGGCCGCCGUGGCAGCUGGCUGUACCGUGGUGGUGAAGCCUGCCGAAGACACGCCCUUCUCCGCCCUGGCCCUGGCUGAGCUUGCAAGCCAGGCUGGAAUUCCUCCAGGUGUAUACAAUGUUAUUCCCUGUUCUCGAAAGAAUGCCAAGGAAGUAGGGGAGGCAAUUUGUACUGAUCCCCUGGUGUCCAAAAUUUCCUUUACUGGUUCAACAACUACAGGAAAGAUCCUGUUGCACCAUGCAGCAAACUCUGUGAAAAGGGUCUCCAUGGAGCUGGGAGGCCUUGCUCCAUUUAUAGUAUUUGACAGUGCCAACGUGGACCAGGCUGUAGCAGGGGCCCUGGCAUCUAAAUUUAGGAACACUGGACAGACUUGUGUUUGCUCAAACCGAUUCUUGGUGCAAAGGGGCAUCCACGAUGCCUUUGUGAAAGCAUUUGCUGAGGCCAUGGAGAAGAACCUGCAUGUAGGUAAUGGAUUUGAGGAAGGAACUACUCAGGGCCCAUUGAUUAAUGAAAAAGCAGUAGAAAAGGUGGAGAAACAUGUGAAUGAUGCUGUUUCUAAAGGUGCCACCAUUGUGACAGGAGGAAAACGACACCAUCUUGGAAAAAAUUUCUUUGAGCCCACCCUGCUGAGCAAUGUCACCCAGGACAUGCUGUGCACUCAUGAAGAGACUUUUGGUCCUCUGGCACCAGUUAUCAAGUUCGAUACAGAGGAGGAGGCUAUAGCAAUCGCUAAUGCCACUGACGUUGGGUUAGCAGGAUAUUUUUACUCUCAAGACCCAGCCCAGAUCUGGAGAGUGGCAGAGCAGCUGGAAGUGGGCAUGGUUGGCAUCAAUGAAGGAUUGAUUUCCUCCGUGGAAUGCCCUUUUGGUGGAGUGAAGCAGUCUGGCCUUGGGCGAGAGGGGUCCAAGUAUGGCAUUGAUGAGUAUCUGGAACUCAAGUAUGUGUGUUAUGGGGGCUUGUAGAAUUCUUUGGUUCUUUAAAAAAAGUUAAAAGGAGACUUUCCUACAUAUAUAGGUACAUGCCAUCCAUUAUUUUAAAUGAACUAAUAGGUUUUCAGAAUUGUGAAUUUUUCAAAACUCAUCCAGUCCUGGUAAUCUUAAACAGAUGCAAAUCCUACCCCUGCCCUUAACCUAACUAGGGACCAAUAUAUGCCACGUGCCUGUGACUGCAGACUCCCAGAGAAUCAGCACUGGGUUUACAGAAUGAGGCCCUGGCUCCCCACCACAGCCCCGACUGCCUCAGAACAGGCACAGCACGAGGCAGGCCCAGCCCCUUGGGCUGUCACAAAGGCUUGAUCACUGCCUGGGCAGUGACACAACCAUCCCCAACGUCACUACAGAACAUGGGCCCAGAGCACCUUGAAGGAGACCCUUGACUGUGACUGGCAGGCAGGUGAGGGGCACAGCACCCCUCCCCGGCAUCUGCCAGCUCAGCACUGAAGGCACCGAAUGUGCAUCUAGAGAUGUUAAGGCAGAGGUUUGAGUGAACCCUCUUUCAAAGACAAUAAAUAGCACAGAAUUGUCCGUGCUUCUGUGAGGAUGAAGAAGCACCUCUCCCUAUUCCGGAACCAUUUUUUAAUUAACAUCUGUAUUGUCCUAAAUUUACCGCUUAAAGAAUUCUAUUUUCAUUUCUGUCCUGUUCACCACUUCAUUUCGUUUCCUUGAGGAAAUGAGCUGAAGUGUAAAGCAAAGAAUAGCAGAAGGAGCUUGGUAGGAUGGAAGGCACGCAGUGGCGUGGCCUGGCUCCUUCCCCAAGUGGCCUUGUUGCCUUGUUGCCCUGGGUGUGUGCUGAGCACCUCCCAUCCCAUGCAUACAGUGGAGAUUCCAUACAGGCCUCACUUAGCUCCCUGCGAUAUUGUGAGCCAGAGAGAAAGUAAAAGCACUUCACAAGAAAAUGAAAAUUCUAAGGCCAUACAAGAGCCAUUGUUAUGAGCAGCACCACUUAGCCCUUCCUUGCCUACUGUCAGUAGCUUUGCCAAGAUGGGAGGAGGCCAAUGCAACUUGCCCACCCACCUGAGCCUGAGUAAGUGGCUGUCACCUGCAGCCUGUUCUUUCUGUCCUGGUGUGGUGCUGCUUCCUUACCUCCAAAAGAGCAAAAGCACUUUCACCACAGUCAGCCCAAAAGGGAAAGAAUUUCUGUAAUUGCCAAUCCACUUUGUAGAAAAGACAUGAGCCCUUGAAUUUCAGGCACCUUUUAUCUAAUAAGAGUUUUUAUAGUUCAUCAUUCAAAUAACACACACACACACAAAGCCCCUAUGACCUGCGUUGCCUCUCACUUUGAAAGAAAGACUCUGUAAUCUUAAACAGAUGCAAAUCCAAUUAGGCGACCAAGUAGGUGGAGAUGAAGCGCCUUCCUUUCCCCAUCUCUCUCUCUGUAGAUUCCACUUACAUCUUGUGGUUAUUCUGGGUUGUGGAAGGAAAAUGUGAAUGAAAGUCAUGCUAGAUUCAAUUACUCCUGAACCCCACCUAGGAUUUAACAUCCCUCAUUGAGCCACUGGGAAGCUAUGGUUGAGUAACUAAAGGUCUGGCAAGUCCCUGUGCACACAGGAAACUGCCUAGCAUCUGGCCUGGGGUUUACUAGCCACAUCCCCAAGGUCUCAAGGAGAAAGAAGAGCUGAAAUUCUUCCUAGUGACACUGCCGUGGCCCUGUCAGGAAUCACAUACUCAGCAUUUUGACAGUUAAUGUCUGCUCUUUAUUUGUAUAGUUUUUAGGUGGUUUUAUAUAACAUUUUAAUUACUUAUGAUUUAGAUAUAUCCAUCUUUUUCUAUUAAGAAUACAAAUGCUCCAACAUUAUUUUUUAUAACUCUGGAUUACCAAUGCUGAGAAGUGUGUAGGAAUACUUCCAAAUAAAUUUUUCACAUUGUAAGCCAGUAGAUUCUUUGGCUGGGUGGCACGUUUUCAGUCUUCUUGCAUAUUUGGCUCAUGGGUUCAUAAAUUGAGGCCAGAGACUCAUUGUAUAUCCUUGAUCGAUUUUCUAAUUUAAAGAAAAUAGCUAAUUGUUUAGUAAAAUUGUCCUUGGUUGUGGGAAGAAAGAGAAGGGUUUUUAACUGAACAUUUUUGUGUUUUUUUAAAAUAAAGUAGCCAUAUGUAAUGGGAUUUUAAAAAUACAUACAUUUUACAACAUGGACUAGAAAAGGACUGUUAGAUCAGGGGUUGGCAAACUAUGGCCCACGAACCAAACCUGGCCUGCCACCUGUUUUUAUACAACCUGUGAGCUAAGAAUGGUUUAUAUGUUUUCAAAUGAUUGGGCAGAAAAUCAAAAGAAGAACAAUAUUUCAUGGCACCUGAAAAUUCUAUGAAAUUCAGAUUUCAGUGUCCAUAAAUAAAAUGUUAUUAGAGCAUAGCCACACCCAUUCAUUGAUGAUAUGGUCUGGGACUGCUUUCUUGGCAGAGUUGAAGAGUUGGGACAAGGACAGUAUAGCCUGCAAAGCCUAAAGUAUUUACUACUUGUCUCCUUAAAGAAAAAGUUUGCCAGCUCCUGAUCUAGACCAAGAGGGAGAUAUUGACCUUAUUCGCAUUUAUCAGGCAUUAUUGUAUUAUACUGAACACCUCCUGUGAAGAAAGUACUUUUCCAGCAUUGCUACCAUGAGUUCUCAGCAGGAACUUCCCAGCGAUGAUAACGUAGAUGAAAUUAGGCAUAUAACAAGAUUCUAUUGGCCUUGAAAAAAUGGUUCUCCUUGAACUUCCUCCAGCUAUGCAGGGAUUGUCAUUAAAGAGUUGAUCUGCAUCUGUUUAUGCAUUUUAGUAGCUUUUAAAUACGAUUUUAUGUGAAGUGCCAUUUCUUCAUUCUACUAAAGAGACACAGCAGAAAUAAAGAUCAGAAGCAAAUGUAAGCAAAUCUGUUUUAUUGUUAACUUCAAUUAGGAACUUGAAAUUGUGCCACAUGUUUUUUUCCUCUAAAAACUGGAUCCUAGUGUUUUAAUUACCUAUGUGCAGCUAUUUUAAAUAGCAUUUUACUUGAAUAAUAUUUAUGUUGUCAUUGUUUCAUGCUAUACUUUGUGGGAUAAAACUUGGGAAUGAGUGUGCUAAGGAAUUUAUAAAGUUUUGCUUUUUAAACAUGUGGAUAUAACUCAUUUUUCUAGUUUUUGACAAUUGUGUGUUUUAGUGUCUAGUCUGCAGACAGCGCUGUGUGUGCGAUUAGUAAAUGUUGAAUUAACAAAAUUUUCUCUCCCUGU